GGCUAUAAGAACGCCGGCGAGCUAACUCCCAAAACCCUCUCCAGCUCUUUCGAGUACUGAUUCUUGCCCUAAUUGUCUCUUUUUGGGAGGGCCGAGUGGUUCGACACCGCCGUCACCUCCAAAAGCAAGCAUGGGUAAGGAGAAGGUCCAUAUCAACAUUGUCGUCAUUGGUCAUGUUGACUCUGGCAAGUCGACCACCACCGGGCAUCUCAUUUACAAGCUUGGUGGAAUUGAUAAGCGUGUGAUUGAGAGAUUUGAAAAGGAGGCCGCGGAAAUGAACAAGAGGUCUUUCAAGUAUGCAUGGGUUUUGGACAAGCUGAAGGCUGAGCGCGAGCGUGGUAUCACCAUUGAUAUUGCUUUGUGGAAGUUUGAGACCACCAAGUACUACUGCACAGUCAUUGAUGCUCCUGGUCACCGUGACUUCAUUAAGAACAUGAUCACAGGAACCUCCCAGGCUGAUUGUGCUGUCCUUAUUAUUGACUCCACUACUGGUGGUUUUGAGGCUGGUAUCUCAAAGGAUGGGCAGACCCGUGAGCAUGCUUUGCUUGCCUUUACCCUUGGUGUGAAGCAGAUGAUUUGCUGUUGCAACAAGAUGGAUGCGACUACACCAAAAUACUCCAAGGCAAGGUAUGAUGAAAUUGUUAAAGAAGUGUCCUCCUACCUGAAGAAGGUAGGUUACAAUCCUGAGAAGAUUCCUUUUGUUCCCAUCUCCGGUUUUGAAGGUGACAACAUGAUCGAGAGGUCCACAAACUUAGAUUGGUACAAGGGCCCAACUCUUCUUGAGGCCCUUGACAUGAUCCAGGAGCCCAAGAGGCCCUCUGACAAGCCACUUCGACUCCCGCUUCAGGAUGUCUACAAGAUUGGUGGCAUUGGUACCGUCCCUGUUGGACGUGUUGAGACUGGUACCCUCAAGCCUGGUAUGGUUGUCACCUUCGGGCCGAGUGGGCUGACUACUGAAGUGAAAUCUGUUGAGAUGCACCAUGAAGCCUUGCAAGAAGCACUUCCUGGGGACAAUGUAGGAUUUAAUGUUAAGAAUGUUGCCGUCAAAGAUCUCAAGCGUGGUUAUGUUGCCUCCAACUCGAAGGAUGAUCCUGCAAAGGAGGCCGCCAGCUUCACUUCUCAGGUUAUCAUCAUGAAUCACCCUGGUCAGAUUGGUAAUGGUUAUGCCCCUGUGCUUGAUUGCCACACCUCUCACAUUGCUGUCAAAUUCUCCGAGAUCCUCACCAAGAUUGACAGGCGAUCUGGCAAGGAGCUUGAGAAGGAGCCCAAGUUCCUUAAGAAUGGUGAUGCUGGAUUUGUGAAGAUGAUUCCCACUAAGCCUAUGGUGGUUGAGACUUUCUCUGCGUACCCCCCUCUUGGUCGUUUUGCUGUGAGAGACAUGAGACAGACCGUGGCUGUGGGAGUUAUCAAGAGCGUUGAGAAGAAGGAUCCUAGUGGUGCCAAGGUCACCAAGUCUGCUGCGAAGAAGAAGUAAAGCUUGAGGCCACGAGAUAUGGGCUGCAACAGCCAUAAUAGAGCUCGUCUUUUGAGUCAUGCGGUGGUGAUGUUGACCGCAGGUCGGAGUUAGGUUUUUGUGUUAGAGUUCCUUUUGUUUUUUUCAGGUUAGAUACAUCUUAAUAUGGUUGAAAUUUUGAUUCCAUUUUAUGAUUUUUGGGAUUUGAGGUAUGUCAUUUACAGCUAUAUACUAUGCAUAUUUGGUUUUAUUGGAGACUUCAAACUGUUGUGGAAGAAUUUAUAUUCUCUGGCUA
This is a messenger RNA of Phoenix dactylifera (date palm), 1748 nucleotides long. Its product is annotated as elongation factor 1-alpha. Lineage: Eukaryota; Viridiplantae; Streptophyta; Magnoliopsida; Arecales; Arecaceae. Gene Ontology annotation, biological process: translational elongation. Gene Ontology annotation, molecular function: GTPase activity; translation elongation factor activity; GTP binding. The record is from RefSeq and is a predicted model, not a curated record.